UGCCUCAGCGUGACUGAAACGAUGCUGUUCCUCUCAUCGCUCUGAACCCGCAGUGCUUCUGCUCGCGCACACCUGAAUGAGUACCUCCGAAGCACUGUGCAGCGCAUGAACAGAUCAACACGGGCUGUCCACCACUGGACCAUUCGCCUCAACUCUGCCGCUCUGUCCCGCCCACCAGGCCAGGGCGAGCGCGCGCUCAGCAUCUCGCCGCCUCACCCCAUGUCGAGUCGCCGCUCGGCUCUCCGUCGUCUCACCGCCGCCUGUCACCGUCUGCUCGCGCCCCCGUCUCACGCGUCGCCAUCCGCAGCCGCGCGGCCCGCCUUCCGCUCCCCGCUCUCGCAGCCUCCCGCGCUUCCGCACGACCCCCGCCUGGUUGCGCGCAAUCUGCGCGCAUCCGCGGUCGUACAAACAGGUUUCCUUCCGCGAGUCUCUCCGCACACGUGCAGCCUCUCCCACCACUCUGCUCCUCCUAAUUCAGCCUCCCCCGAUCACGCGCUACUUCCGCCUCCUCCACAUUCCUCCUGCGCGCUUCCGUCAGCCCCUGGGCUUCCGCCGCUCACCGGGCACCCGCUUCCGUUCCGCGGGUUUAGUGCUUCGGCGCUCAUCUCCGCGGAGUCAGAGCCCCGCAGCCGAGGCAGAGACAGCAGGGGCAGCAGAGACAGCAGGGGCAGCAGAGACAGCAGGGGCAAUCGUGAGAGCAGGGGCAGCGCAGCUGAGCAGGGUCGGGCGGAGGAAUGGCUCCGUUACAGCGGGGAGUUACCACAAGACACUCGGAGCGCUGCAAGGCGCAGCCCAUCCAGCAGGGGAGAGAACGGCGGCAAGUACGCCAAGCGCGGCACACGGCGCGGCGACAGGAGUGAGAGCAGCGAGCUCCACCACCCGAAAGCGGAGGCGACGCGGCGGUCGGUGCGGCACAAGAGGAUUCUGGAGGAGGAGGAGUCGCCGUCGUUUGAGAAGUGGCUGCAGCGGCAGGGCGCGUGGGGGCAGCGCGAGGGCGCGCGGGAGUGGCGGAGGAAGAAGGUGCGGUGGGUGGCGGUGACGUACGGCGAGAUGCGCGCCAGCCACGGCAUGCGGCUGCUGAACGCCCAGCGCGCAUGGAUGGAGAGCGAGGACGUCAGCAUGGUGGCGCGCCACCUCAUGCACAUGGACGGCUGCGGGGGCGGCGGAGGGGGAGGAGAUGGGGGAGGGGAGGGGGGAGGGGAGGGGGGUCUAGGUGCCAAUGAGGGUGGGGACGGCCUUGGGGGUGGGGAUGGACCUGGGGGUGUGGAAGAGGAGGAGAGGGACGAUACAGGCAGUGGGCGGGCGAGAGAAGGCGAGACGGGCAGAAGCAGGGGCAUGCAGCAGCAGCAGCCCCAUAAUCAAGAGCAGCAGCUGCAGCACCACGGGCACGAGUGCGCAUUGCGGGUGCUCAAGUGGGGCCACGCCAUGGGCAUCUACUCGCCCUCCACGUCCCCCCGCGAGGCCAUGCUGCUCGCGCAGCACCUGGCGCGCCGCCACCGCCUGACGGACGCGCUCACGCUCUUCCACAUGCUGGCGUCCGCCCGCCCGCCCGUGCGCCCCACGCUCUUCCAGCCGGUGGCCCAGUCAGCGCGCCUGUCGCCGCCCGUGCUGGCAGAGCCCAUGGUGGACGUGCUGGCGGCGUGCGUGCGGCACCGCCGUGCGGAGGAGGCUGCUGCCGUGUUCCGGUUCGUGCGGGGGGUGGGGCGAGGAGGGGAGAGAGGAGGGGAAGGGGGGGAUGUGAGAGGGGGAGAGGGCAAUGGCGAGGGCGGAAGUGGAGGAGAGGGGAACAGGGAGGUGGCGAUACCGCAGAAGCUGCUUGAGCAGCUGCUCGAGCUUCUGCAGCAGCAGCAGCACGGAGGGGCGUACGAGCAGGAGAGGGCGCUGGUAGAGUGGGAUUUGCGAAGCGCUGAGGAGCAAGCCAACGGCUCUUUGAAGGCUGCUUGAACGGCUGCUGCUAAGCAGCGUUGCAGUUCUGGAUAAAAAAUGUAGAUUUCCCUUGGGCUAGCAUGUUUGAAUGUAUUCCCUGAUACCGUAUUCCCCCAGAUAAAACACCCACGGGUGGCACUAAAUUUUGAUGCAAAUUUUAGUGGGGGUGUAAUUAGUGGCACUUUUUGUAUAACGCCCGGGGGCUAUGGAAUGACAAUUUUAUGUUUAUGAACUGGAA
Closterium sp. NIES-67 is the source of this 2164-nucleotide messenger RNA. The record is from the annotation of a GenBank genome assembly. NCBI's taxonomy places the organism in Eukaryota, Viridiplantae, Streptophyta, Zygnematophyceae, Desmidiales, Closteriaceae.